Microthlaspi erraticum is the source of this 873-nucleotide messenger RNA. The record is from the annotation of a GenBank genome assembly. Lineage: Eukaryota; Viridiplantae; Streptophyta; Magnoliopsida; Brassicales; Brassicaceae.
AUGAACCUUUUCCGGUUCUGCUCCGGUCUGAAAGUCCUCGGCUAUUUUAUGAUCCUUCUCGUAUUUGCCGUCGUGGGCGUAUCUUACUACGCUGUCGUCGUUAGCACAUGGUGGCCGAUUUUAAUAGAAGGCGGCCACGGAGCUCUCUCAGUCCUCGCCGCCUUAAUCAUCUUCGUUUUCCAUUUCCUGCUGAUAAUGCUGCUGUGGAGCUACUUCAUUACAGUGUUUACGGAUCCAGGCUCAGUUCCUGAGCAAUUCAGAAGAGAGCUUGGGGAUGAGAAUUUGGAGGCUGGUACUUCGACGGAACGAGGAGCUUUUGGCUCUUUAGGUUACUGUCCUAGAUGCCGGAAUGUUAAGCCGCCUCGUUGCCACCAUUGCUCUGUGUGUCAAAGAUGUGUUCUGAAGAUGGAUCAUCAUUGUGUUUGGAUUGUAAACUGUGUUGGAGCGCGUAAUUACAAGUUUUUCCUUCUCUUUCUGUUGUAUACUUUUCUUGAGACAAUGUUGGACGUGAUAGUGUUGCUUCCUAGUUUCAUAAAAUUCUUCAGCGAAGCUAUGAAGCAUUCUGCUUCUCCGGGUAACCUGGCCUCCCUCGUUCUGGCAUUUGUUCUUAACGUAGCAUUCGUUCUCAGCCUUCUCUGUUUCGUAGUCAUGCAUAUCUCUCUUCUCUCAACCAACACUACUUCAGUCGAGGUUCAUGAGAAAACUGGAGAAGGCAGAUGGAAAUAUGACUUAGGAAAGAAGAAAAACUUCGAGCAGGUUUUUGGGAAGAAGAAAGCGUUUUGGCUCCUCCCAUUGUACUCGAAAGAAGAUCUCGAUAACAUGACUUCACUUCAAGGCCUUGAAUUUCCAACUCGUUCUGACAUCGACCCUUGA